CAAGCCCUUUUUUGUUUUGGUUUUACUUUUUUCCCCUUUCCGUGCAUCCAUUAAGAACAGAAAAAUACCCUUUUUCCUGUAGUUUGGUUCUGGAGUUUCAACUUCUCUUUCUUAAACGAAACUUGAUCUUUUUAACUUCCAUGUUUACUGAGACCGAAUCCGCUUGUCUGUUACUUUGCUUUUAAUUUUUUUUGUGUUAUUGCACUGGUUUUUGGAUUCUGAUCUGGUAUUGGAUUAAGGAAUGUUUUUCUGAUUUUUUGUUGCUCUGAUUACUGGUUGGAAUUUAUCAAAUGUCUUUUCAUACUGUGUUUUGCGUAAUUCCGUUAUGUGCAUUGAGGAACCGUUUCUGAUCUCCUGCUUACCUGACCAUGUAAUAAAUAACUUUUAUUAAAAUAUCUAUACCAUCCCACUGAUACACGAAGAAUAAACUGGUCGCAACAUGUAUUUCUCAGUGUUGUUAAUGUUUGUCUAUGGUGUUGGACAUGAAGCAGCUCUUCGAGUCCAUGGCCCCUCAGAUCCACUAGUGGCUCAGCUGGGAGGAUCAGUGCUCCUGCCAUGCUUUAUUGAAAGUUCACUGCCGUUAGAAGAUCUCCAGGUGGAAUGGAGAAAGAUGGAUUCAGAUUCUGUAGUGAGCCUCUUCCAGCAAGGAAAAAGCAGACCAGAUCUCCAGACUCAGGUGUUUAGAGACAGAGCUGGGUUUUUCCCAGAUGAGGUCUCAAAAGGGAAUUUCUCCAUCUUACUGAAAAAUGUAGUUAAAGAAAAUGCUGGAGUUUAUAGAUGUCAAGUCAACACAACCCAGGACACUGGUGAGGUGAUAAUGGAAAUUAAAGAGAUCAAGCAUUUUGUGGUGAAAGGGGCAGACCAUGCUGUCUUUGCCCGUGACGGUGAGGAUGUCAUACUGAACUGCUCUGUAGAUUCCCAUGUACCAGCCAGUGAGAUUGAAGAAGUGACCUGGAAGAAGACCGAUGGAGACCAAGACAUCCUUGUCCUGCUUUAUCAAAACAGUGAAAUAUUCCCAGAUUCCUCACAUGAGAGUUAUCAGGGAAGAGUUGAUUUAUUUUCCUCUGAAAUCUCUAAAGGAAACUUCUCACUACAGCUGAAGGAUGUAAAGAUGGAAGAUAAAGGAGAAUUCACAUGUGAGGUCCACACUAGUGACAUGUCAGCAAGGACCACUGUGGUACUGCAUGGUGUAGAGCAUUUUGUGGUGAAAGGGGCAGACCAUGCUGUCUUUGCCCGUGACGGUGAGGAUGUCAUACUGAACUGCUCUGUAGAUUCCCAUGUACCAGCCAGUGAGAUUGAGGAAGUGACCUGGAAGAAGACCGAUGGAGAUCAAGACAUCCUUGUCCUGCUUUAUCAAAACAGUGAAAUAUUCCCAGAUUCCUCACAUGAGAGUUAUCAGGGAAUGGUUGAUUUAUUUUCCUCUGAAAUCUCUAAAGGAAACUUCUCACUACAUUUGAAGGAUGUAAAGAUGGAAGAUAAAGGAGAAUUCACAUGUGAGGUCCACACUAGUGACAUGUCAGCAAGUACCACGGUGUUACUGCAUGGUGUAGAGCAUUUUGUGGUGAAAGGGGCAGACCAUGCUGUCUUUGCCCAUGAGGGUGAGGAUGUCAUACUGAACUGCUCUGUAGAUUCUCAUGUACCAGGCAGUGAGAUUGAAGAAGUGACCUGGAAGAAGACAGAUGGAGACCAGGACAUUCUUGUCCUGCUUUAUCAAAACAGUGAAAUCUUCCCAGAAUCCUCACAUGAGAGUUAUCGGGGAAGAGUUGAUUUGUUUCUUUCUGAAAUCACCAAAGGAACUUCUCACUAAAGCUAAAGGAGGUAAAGAUGGAAGAUAAAGGAGAAUUCACAUGUGAGGUCCACACCAGUAAUAUGUCAGCAAGGACCACUGUGGUACUGCAUGGUGUAGGUUUCUCUGCAUUACAUGUACUAAUCCUGGUGUUUUGCUUGAUUGCACUAUUGCUGGCAGUAGGUUUUUGUUGUCCUGUUUUUAACCUCCUGCGAAAGAAAGUUGUUACCAAAAAGGCCAUGAAAAUACACAUUUCUUUGAUCCUUUGUCCAAAUAUUUGCAUGAUUGUCGCUUUCUGCUUGUGGGCGAAGGAAGGGUUCCUGUUGGAGGUUAUUACUUGUUUAACUGUCACUAUCAUAAGACCCAUCAUGCUGAUAAAAACUUCUUUGUAUAUCAACAGAUUCCCAAGUAAAUAUUUUUGGCUGCAACUCUUGACGAAGAUGAAGACCACAUCUGGCCAGACUUUAAUCUCCUGUUGGUAGGCCAUCUCCUUGUUGGAGAUCUGGCACACCACAACAGUGUCAUCAGCAAACUUAAUGAUGGUGGUGCAGUUGAAAGUGGCCACACAGCCAUAUGUAUACAGUGAGUACAGCAGAGUGCUUAAAAUACAACCCUGAGGAGCUCCAGUGCUGAGGGUGUGAGAGAAUGAGGUGUGUUUGCCCACUUCUUCAACUUGUUGUCUGUCUGUCAGGAGGUUGAAGAUCCAUUGACACAGGGACAGGCUGAGUUCCAGAACCUCCAACAUAGAGAUGAGUGUGGGGGAAAUAAGAUGUUAAAUGUUAAACUGUAGUCCACAAACAGCAUUUUCACCUAGUUCUCUUUAUUGUAGUUCAGGUGUCUCAUUGUUGUGUGGAGAAGAUAUGUAAUGGCGUUCUUAGUAGAGUGAUUUCAGUGGUAAGUGAACUGUAUUGUAUUCAGAGUGUCUGGUAGAGAAGCAGUGAGGAAGUCUCUGACCAGUCUUUCAUAGCACUUCAUCACUACUGCUGUCAGGGCUAUCAGAGAACAGUCUUGGGUCCCACUGGCUGGAUCUUUUCUGCUGGCACUGCUGGACAUAUUCCAGCAUUCCAGCAUUCCAUAUGGUCAAUGGUGGAUAUUUCAUAAUUCUUUGUGCUUUUUCAAAAUAGUUUGAACAGCACAUGAUGAAACUCUUUUUUGCUUUAAAAUAUUUUCCUUGUAGAGACUUUCUGAUGCAGUAUAACUACCUUGUGUCUUAUUGCUGUGCUCUGUGUUUCCAUGGUGUAUGACCUGUGAUAUGAAACUGUCUUCUAUUGUCUUCUAUCUUCUAUACCUCACCUUGGUAGCAGAGUUUGGCUGUUUGUUACCCAGUUUGAAGCCUCCUAAAAAGCUAUUUGUGUUUCAGUUAAUUAACUGUUUCAACUACAAAGUGAACUAAAUAGAAUUGAAAUUAGCACCUGCUUUGUAUAAUUAUUAACCAUAAACCUGACUCUGAUCCUAUAAAAUUCCUCACUUUGUGCAAGUGUACUGUACAAAGUGUGAAACUGUAGGAAUUUAAAACCAAAGAGUAUUUACACCAAAUAUUGAUUUGAAUUGGAUUUCUCUUCUGCUAAUUUACUUUGUUUUUUGUUUUAAUUGAUCAUUUAUUUCAUCACAACUGCCUAAAGCUUUUGCACAUUACAGACUGGACAAAUGUUUUGAGAAUGACACAAAUAUAAAUUUUCUCAAAGUCUGCUGCCUCAGUUUUUAUUUACAUAAUUUGAUUUAGUAAUUUACAUAUACUCCAACAUUUUAUGACGAGUGAUCAGCAAUUAACUGCAAAUUCCCCUUUCCAUGAAAAUGUACUUAACUACUAGGAUUGACCCUAAAUCAAGCAUUUAUCAGAUCACCAAGAACUUAAAGAAAAUAAGUUCAAUUGUAGUGAAGAAUGCUUCAGGGCAAAGACUUUUGGAGGAUGGUCUAUUAAGGCAACAAAGAAGCCACUUUUCAUCAGAAAACACUUCAGGGACAGACUGGUAUUCUACAAAAGGUACAGGAAUUGGACUGCUGAGGACUGGUGUGAAGUCAUUUUCUUUGAUGAAUCACCUUUCAGAUUGUUUGGGGCAUCUGGAAAAAAAGCUUGACCAGAAAAUAAUAGGUAAGCGCUGUUAUCAGUCCUGUGUCAUGCCAACAGUAAAACAUCCUGAGACCAUUUAUGUGUGAGGUUGCUUCUCAGCCAAGGGAGUGGGCUCUUUUCGGCCAGGGGAGUGAGCCAUAAACAAAGAAUGAUACAAAUACAUCCUCUAAGAGCAACUUCUCCCAACCAUCUAAGAACUGUUUGGUGAUUAAUAAUGCCUCUUUCAGCAUGAUGAAGCACCUUGCCAUAAGGCAAAAGUGUUUACUAUGUGGUUUGUGGAACAAAACAUCAAAAUUUUGGGCCAUGACUAGGAAACUCCCCAGACCUUAAUCCAUUAGAGAACUUGUGGUCAAUCCUCAAAAGAGGUGGGUGGACAUACAAAACCCACAAAUUCUGACAGGCUACCAGCAGACAGGAUGUGGCCCAGAAGUUGAUUGACAGCAUGCCAGAACAAAAUGCAGAGGUCUUGAAAAAGAAGGGUAAAUACUGCAAAUAUUGACUCUUUGCAUAAGCUUAAUGUAAUUGUCACUAAAAACCUUUGACACGUAUGAAAUAAUUCUUUCUUUCGGCUUCUCCCAUUUGGGAUCACCACAGCGGAUCAUCCGUAUUCAUGAUCCGCAUUUUCGAUUUGGCACAUGUUUUUACGCUGGAUGCCCUUCCUAAGGCAACCCUUCCCAUUUAUCCGGGCUUGGGAUCGGCACUAAGAGUGCACUGGCUUGUGCAAUGAAAUACUUGUAAUUAUACUUCAGUAUACCACAGUGACAUCUGACACAAAGAACUAAAAACACUGAA
Silurus meridionalis is the source of this 4649-nucleotide messenger RNA. Its product is annotated as junctional adhesion molecule-like. Gene Ontology annotation, cellular component: external side of plasma membrane. Gene Ontology annotation, biological process: T cell costimulation; immune response; negative regulation of T cell proliferation. The record is from RefSeq and is a predicted model, not a curated record. Bases 440 to 1807 code for a protein of 455 amino acids. Lineage: Eukaryota; Metazoa; Chordata; Actinopteri; Siluriformes; Siluridae. The transcript is spliced from 9 exons.